This is a messenger RNA of Folsomia candida, 3377 nucleotides long. Its product is annotated as inositol hexakisphosphate kinase 1. The record is from RefSeq and is a predicted model, not a curated record. NCBI's taxonomy places the organism in Eukaryota, Metazoa, Arthropoda, Collembola, Entomobryomorpha, Isotomidae. The transcript has 10 exons. Gene Ontology annotation, molecular function: inositol hexakisphosphate kinase activity. Bases 140 to 1678 code for a protein of 512 amino acids. Gene Ontology annotation, cellular component: cytoplasm; nucleus. Gene Ontology annotation, biological process: inositol phosphate biosynthetic process; phosphatidylinositol phosphate biosynthetic process.
UAAUCGUAGAAGUUUUCAACCCUUGAUUAGUCCUACUGUAGAACAGACACCCGGGCAGACAGACCUCAUCGUAGUCGCUGCUGCACAUCAUUGGCGUUGUUGGGGACAGUUACAAUCUACCGAAAGGGGUCAGUUGCCGAUGGAAGAAUACUUGAAUGAAUUUCAAGAAUGCGAACCAGUUCAGCUGGAGCCAUUUAUCCACCAAGUUGGGGGUCACUCUUCAAUAUUAUGUUUGGACGAACGAACUGUGUGCAAACCGCUUAUAAAACAAGAACUUCAGUUUUACGAGUCACUGCCAGUGUCUAUGAAAAAGUUCACUCCUGAAUAUCGUGGUGUUGUUCAGGUUCGGUUUGAAGAAGACAAAGAUGGCUACUUAACCGUAGCUGCUUACCCCCCAAAGUCGUUCAGAUAUCAGCCAAGUCAGUCAAAGCAGAGGAACAAUAGCCGACGACGGAUCCGAGUGAAGAAUUCAGGAAGCAUUGAGAUUGAAAUUGAGAGCGAGCUAAACGACCUGUUUGUUGAAGAGGACCCACAGCAAGCCACAACCAGCAAAGGUGUCAAGUCACUGAAUCCAUGGGUCUUAAAAUGUCACCAGAGACAGCUAUCGAAAUUGAAGAGAUCUGCUACCGUACCACAACAACAGAAGGAACCCGUUUGUCAAAAAUUUUUGCUGCUGGAAAAUAUCACUUGGAGGUUCGAAUACCCCUGUAUUCUGGACUUGAAAAUGGGCACCCGACAAUAUGGAGAUGACGCGACACCUGCAAAGAUCGAAAGCCAGAGUGCCAAGGCAGCCAACUCCACUUCGGUCCAGCUAGGAGUCCGAAUUUGUGGAAUGCAGGUUUAUCAACAAUCGACGGGAAAAUUUCUAUGCCGGAACAAGUACUAUGGAAGAAAAUUAAGCGUGGAUGGUUUCAAGGAAGCCAUGUUACAAUUUCUUCAUAAUGGGAAGCGUUUGCGGACUGAUGCAGUACUUCCACUUAUUGAAAAACUCAAGGACUUGAAAGCAGUCCUAGGCACACUUGAAACUUUUAGGUUCUAUACAAGCUCUCUGCUGUUAGCCUACGAAGGGCUGGACCCUGAUUACAAUGGGGACGACGACUCAUCCAUGGCUUCCGUGGAUAGUGAGAUGACGGACACCUCUUCUUUUGAUAGCGAUUCAGUCUCAAAUCCCAACAACAGCACCAUCACCACGAACCCUGGCCCUGGAGAAAUUCGAGUUAUCCACAAUUUCUCCGAGAUCAAAGCACCUUCCUCUUUUCUCGGAAUGAUUCCAUCGUCCAAAUCCGCAGAUGAAAUAUCUCUCUCUUUGAAGAGGACAAGUUCUCUCGACAAGGAGGAAAGUACACCAAAGAAUCCAAAGAUUGGUGACUCCUCGUGCUCCAGCUUCUCUCUAGAAACUGUAACCGAACCAGCAUGUGAUGGGAUCGGGUUGGGAAUAAGUCAGAGUCAAAGCAAUUCUACCAGCAUCAGUAACGUGGCGACGAGAGGAAGUUCUGCUGCUAAUUCGACAACGUCAUUGUCUCUGGAGUCCGUUGACGUUAGAAUGAUUGAUUUCGCUCAUGCAACCCAUAGUGGACUGGACUGUGGCAAAGAGCAUCAAGGCGCAGACACGGGGUACAUGUUUGGGUUGAGUAAUCUGAUCAAAGUAUUUCAGGAAAUUUUGGACGAAACAUGCUAAAUUUUUGUCUCACUUACAAAAAACUGUCCUUCGAAAUUAUAGUAUCAUCAUUUAAAACUAUUUAUUAGACUACCUAAACUUAUUGCCACUAGAUCACAAAUUAAAUACGUCGAUUCUAGAUGUCUUACGUAUAGCACAUUUUUUUAUAAAAUUUUCAUUCUGUAUUAAUUUCAGGUGUUUUAGAUUAUUAUGUAUAAUAAUUAGCUAUAUAUUAUUACUUCGCCGUAAUGUACUUUUUUAGGCUUUUGUACUCGUACUCUUCUCACUAAGUUGGUGUUGUCUUAGAAUAUUGGAACGGAGAAUAGCUACAUUAAUAGGCAGGAAUUUUGCAUUGUUACUCCAGUGAAGGUUUGAUUCAUGAAUUACUUUGAAUAUUUUUGGCAAUAAUAAUAUUUGUAAAUGUUACGUGAUAAAUUAUUAUUUAUGAUGAUACCCAAGAUCGGAUCAACGUACCAGAAUUAUUUUAUCUUUUUCGCACCGAAAGUUUAUUGAAAUGUGUUUGGCUUUAUUUUUUGAAAACAGAAACCUGAAAUCUAUUAAAGGUACGCGUACUUGUGAAUAAAAGUAAAACGUUAAACCAGUAAUUACAAUUCAUAAUUAGAAAAUGGUAGUCAUAUUGCCGGUGAGGAGUGAGGAAAGCCUUCAAAAAUGCGGCUCACCAACCAACUCACCAGAAACUCAUGUGAUCUGUCGCUAGAGUAUGAAUUAUACGAAUUUAACAGUUACGUAGUCCAGUCAAGAGAUGAAAUAUGGAUUUCAUUUUAAUUUUGUUAUGACUUCAAAACUUGUAAUUUUCUCUUCUUACAUAAUAACAACUACUUUUCGAGAACUCGGAACAAAUUACGUAAUUAUAUACCUGCUCCUCAUCGAGUUACCUACAAAACAAAUAUAUGUACAUAACUUAACUAACAUAGCAGAUUAACUAUGAACUAUUUCUCUACAUAGUUAUACCAAAUAUGGAUCCGUAUCAACACAUGAUAUGCAGAACAUAAUCAGAACAAUUAACUCUGAGUUUAAAAAUCGUCCCGGUUUCAAAAUAUUUCAUUCCAGCAUCAGUCAUUACUACAAAAUAUGUAUGACUUAUGCAUGUAUUUACUUGUAUGCCGUUAACAUUUUAAUUCAUUUUGCUUAAAGUUUCCAUAAUAUUUAUAUGCUAAAUGUUUUCCAAUGUUAUUAAAUUCCAAAAAUAGUAUGUUUCUGUAUUGAGUCUCGUUCUGCAAUUUCGAUGAUAUUGUACAAAUCAGCAUGAGCGUGCAUAUGUGUAUAUGUCGAUUGAUAUCUAUAUAUGUGCAACUUUUGAUGAUUGGCAUAAUAUAUGUACGCUUAAAAUAUGUACUAUUUUUGUGAGAAUGAACAACACGCACGGAAUCGAAACCAAAUCAAAACUGAUUUGGUAACUCAUCGUCAGUAUGAAUGUUGCGUCACAAACAUAAAUGCCAGUCAAUUUUGGUAGUAAGAAACUAAAUUAAUUUGUGAUUACGAUGGAGCACAGAUAUAAGGUAACCAUAAAAGUAAGUACAUAUAAAAAUAUAUAAGUUACUGGAAAUAAAUAAAUAAAAGUUCAAUCGAUAAAAAUAGUAUAUUAUAGAUUAAUAGAAUAAGCAAUAUUAGCGUGUAUUAUUCAUAAUUGUACAUAAUAUAUUGCAAGUUGAACAGGUGAAAUAGGAAAACAAAUAAAAAUGCAAAAAUAUUAAAAUUC